AUGGAGGAAGAUUUGAAGAAGCAAGGCGAGGCCAUUGAAGACAAUAGGAGAGCGAUACACUUUACCAAAGUUUCUACCAAGGAGAUGGACAAUCACUUAGAUGAGAAGAUCACAAGUCUUGAUAACAACCUCGAUGGCACCACCAAGAGUCUCAAUUCAAUAACAGCAGUAGCUCAUCAAGCUAAGAGGGAGGCACAAAUCCGAGAUUUACACAUCUCUCUAGACAAGAGGAGCCAAGAUAUUCAAAGAAGAGCUAGAGGGCUUGAAGACAAAGUAGAUGGAGUCUCCAAGGAAGUCAAGGAUUUAACCACUCGCUUAGCCAACUUGGAAGAGAAGGUCUUGACCGAGACAAAGACGACCGGUUCUAAGCACAACAUGCCGCGUCCGUCUUUACUAUAA
Messenger RNA from Microthlaspi erraticum, 399 nucleotides. The record is from the annotation of a GenBank genome assembly. Lineage: Eukaryota; Viridiplantae; Streptophyta; Magnoliopsida; Brassicales; Brassicaceae.